Molecule: messenger RNA, 381 nt
Organism: Chlorella variabilis
Lineage: Eukaryota; Viridiplantae; Chlorophyta; Trebouxiophyceae; Chlorellales; Chlorellaceae
Exons: 4
Coding region: 1-381 (126 amino acids)
Source: RefSeq, a predicted model, not a curated record
AUGCGAAACGGCAGUGGCGAGCCCAUGCACGGUGUGUUUGUGCAGAGCGAGUCACUGGCUGCGCUAGAGACUGAGCUGAACGUGAUCAAGAUGCAGAUCGACAUUGUUGGCGGCAAGCAACCAGAGGUGAUCUGGGUGGACACUGUGGAGGGCUACAGGGCCACCCUGAAAAAAGUGUGGCCAGAUGCUGCCAUCAAGCAAGACAUCUUUCAUGUGAUUAACCGCUACAACGACAAGAUCCCCGAGAACCACGCCAUGCGCUGGGUGCUGCCUGCGGCGGCGGCGUACAGGCUGGCGCACAACAUGGCGCCCGCUGCAGAGGUGUUGUACAACACGCCACAGUUCUGUGCCUUCUUCAGGCGCAAGGGCCUGCGCUGGUGA